GUUGUUGUUGUUGGUGUUAACUUGAUGAUACUGAUACUAUAAAUAUAGUAUUGAUAGUCGAUAGUCUUGCUUAUAUGAUUCAUACAAAAUUGUUGGGAUAGUCCUAGGCCCUAAUCAAUUUUAAGACUGACUAACUCUUGAACUUUGGUUUUUGGAAUAUUUGUUUGCAGAACGUGUGUUUGUUUAUAAGAUUAGUGGAGAUUAGGAUGUAUUUUCUAUGUUUUCAAAGUUCUAAAAUUGUAUUGUAGCCUAUCAUUGUAUGCCAAGCUAAUAUAGGCCUAGUUUAGCUGUGCAUAGCAUAAUGGAAGUUAACGUUUUUAAAAGGAUUGUACUUUUCAUUAACACCUACAAUGGAUUGUCAAGAGAUUGUUUAUUUGAAAUGAUUAAGAUCCACCCAAAUAUACCUCCUCACACGUUGGCAAGCAUACUAUGCACAAAGUAUCAGAAAAAGAUGAUGACCAACCAUGGUAGAGUGAAGCAGAACAAACAGGACGUAAUCAAAAGGUAUAGGGAAGGUAUAGAAGCUGGGGAGGAGCCCGGGUUGAUCAUCAGACUUGCCAGGUUCUACGAUGUCGCACCAGCUCUCAUAGCCAAAGUGGUGUUGGAGGAAACAUUUGAGAAGAGGAUUAGUAAAAAAGGCGAGAAAGAUAAUCUCAAUGCAACCUCAAAAAACAUGAUAAAAGACAUGUUCAAAGACACCACUCAGAUUCAGGAUCCUGACCUGGCGUAUGAAGUGUUUUUGAGCAUUGUGUUUGACAACAUGUACGGCCCGAUAUCAGAUGUCACCAAACACUGCCUUGGGUCGGAGUACGAGGCCAAGCUGGAGCGUGAGGUGGCUCGGCUGGGUCUCUCAUUCCGGACGGAGGAGCAACUUCGCGCACGCGGCUUUGACAAGACUCCCGACGUCAAGCUGGAAACACCUUGUGCUGUUGACGGCUUCAUCAUCAGCUGGGUGGAGAGUAAGGCUGUGUUUGGGGACAAGAUGACACACGACCAGUAUGCCAAAGAUCAGUACCUCAGCUACUGGAACAGGUUUGGCCCGGGUCUGGUGAUCUAUUGGUUUGGUUACUUGGAGACAGUCAUCGAUCCCAAGGAGAAGAGAUUCAUCGUCCGAGACAAAUUUCCAGAAAACCUAACUCUAAUGAAUCCCAGCCUGAUUCAGGUUCCCACGCUUAAAAUAAGUUAAUUAUGUAUUUAGUUAUCAGAGGCAAAUUUAUGAAGGUUUUUGGAAAAUUUAUAUUUUAUUAUACAGAAUAUUUAGAAGAAAAUAUCUAUGAUAUAGAUAGCAUUUAUUAUGUAAUAUAUUUAUUUAUAUAUUACUCAUAUAUUAUUUUGUAGGAUGUUUUAUCCUAUCAUUGUGUAUAUUUAUCAAAGUUUAACAAUUGUUCAUAUUUUACCAAAUAUUUUAAUUUAAGGUUUAUCUUCAUUUUUACUUUGCUCAGUAUGUUCUUCUUAACAGUGUUAUGAUAAUUGAUUGAAUGUUAUCAAUCUGUUUGUUUUAAUGUUAUGUACCCAUACAUACCUGAUUUAGAACAUUUUAAUACACCCCCUCUUCAAAAUGUAAACCUUUAUAGGCUAUUUGUCUUUCAUUGUUAUUUUAAAUUGUACAAAUAUUGUAUUUUCAACUAUAGAAGGUAGUAUAUUGGUAAUUUUGAAUUUUAAUAUUUUUAAUUAAAAUCUAUAUUUACUUUUAAA
Molecule: messenger RNA, 1695 nt
Organism: Macrosteles quadrilineatus (aster leafhopper)
Lineage: Eukaryota; Metazoa; Arthropoda; Insecta; Hemiptera; Cicadellidae
Product: CDAN1-interacting nuclease 1
Exons: 7
Coding region: 302-1186 (294 amino acids)
Source: RefSeq, a predicted model, not a curated record